GCGAGUAGAGAGGGCGAGACAUGGUGGAGUACUGCUUUCUCUGUUUACGUUUUUGAUAAGGACGAUCAACCCCGGGCUUUCGGGCAGGAAGGAAGAAGAUUGUUUGCUGCGUGCGAGCUGGUGGGCGCAGCUGAAGCACGGGAGGGAGAGGAGAGGAACAACCGCGGCGCGCUCUGCUGCGCCGCAUAGAUCUAUCUGGUUGCAUAGACAUAGAGUCUCAAUUCGUGUGACGGCCGGCGGAGCCGAGCAGAGAGAGACAGGAAAUUUAGAAACGGGAAGGAGGCAGGUGAGGUGCAGCGGCGGUCGUGAUGGCGUGCAACAGCACCCUAGAGGCGGCUCUGGCUGCGGUUGCCAGUGCUGCCAAAUUGGACGUGAAUCAAUCUGCGGUGCUCACCGACUUCGUUUGCGGCUAUGACGGUCGUAUCGGCGAUGCCGUGACUGGCACGAACGCCAUGUUCUUGCUCUUCUCCGCGUACCUGGUGUUCGCAAUGCAGGCAGGAUUCGGCAUGCUCUGCGCCGGGUCCGUGCGGGCCAAGAACGCCUUGAACAUCAUGCUGACGAACGUCAUGGACGCCGCUGCCGGUGCCAUUUCCUUCUUCGUUUUCGGGUUCGCGUUCGCAUUCGGGGGCGGAGCGGAGUCGAACGCCUUCAUCGGCGACUACAAUUUCGCGCAGUCCCACUUCAGCGCCGACGACGCCCUUGCCAACUACGGCAUGUGGAUGUUCCAGUGGGCCUUCGCCGCUGCCGCGGCGGGGAUCACGAGCGGGUCCAUCGCAGAGAGGACGCAGUUCACGGGGUAUCUGGCCUACUCCACUUUCCUGACGGGUUUCGUGUACCCGGUGAUUGCGCACUGGGUGUGGGCGCCCAGCGGGUGGAUCAGCGCCUUCAACACGGGCAACAUGUUCCUGGAUGUCGGCAUGGUCGACUUCGCGGGCAGCGGCGUGGUGCACAUGACGGGCGGCAUCGCCGGCUUCAUGGGCGCCUGGAUCGAGGGCCCUCGCCUGGGGCGAUUCGACGCCAAGGGCCGCACGCAGGAGAUGAAGGGUCACAGCGGCACUCUGGUGGUCCUGGGAACCUUCCUGCUCUGGUUCGGCUGGUACGGGUUCAACCCCGGCUCGCUCACCGCUAUCGUUCCCGCUGACGGCGUUCUGAAGCACGCCAUCGUCGCGAGAGCCGCCGUCACCACCACUCUCAGCGGUGGCGCCGCCGCAUUGACCACGCUCUUCGCCAGGCGGUGGAUGACGGGUCACUGGAACGUGACGGACGUGUGCAACGGCCUUCUGGGCGGAUUCGCGGCCGUAACCGCGGGGUGCUCAGUCAUCGAGCCCUGGGCCGCCAUCCUCCUCGGCUUCCUCGCCGCCUGGACGUUGAUCGGCAUGAACAGGCUGGCGGAGAGGAUCAAGUACGACGACCCGCUGGAGGCAUUCCAGCUGCACGGUGGUUGCGGCCUGCUCGGUGUCGUGUUCGUCGGACUGCUUGCCAAGAAGAGCUUCCUCAUGGAAGCAUAUGGGAAGGUCGAAGGCACUCCGUACGGGCUCUUCUACGGAGGCGGCGGGAAGUUGCUGGCGGCUCAGCUCAUCGGCGCCAUCUGCAUCGCGGCUUGGACGGCGGUUACGAUGGGCGUCCUGUUCUACGCGCUACAGAUGUUCGGCCUACUGCGCAUCACCCAGGAGGAGGAGGCCGCCGGACUUGACCUCACCGCGCAUGGCAACUCCAGCUACGUUUUCGACGACGGAAAAGGGGGUCAAGACGCCAAACUGCUGCCGCCAGAUGCUUUCCAGGCCAAGGCCCCGGUCAAACAGGGGACCGAAAGAGUGUGAUCUGCGACGCCCCCAGGUUGCCAGUGUUCAACGGUUAGGUUGCUACUACUUGCUAGUGCUUAACUGGGCUGUACGAGAUACGGAUCAACAAAACAGAAGACAGAAAUCACAUCAUCUAGUUAGACAAUGGAAGCGAGGAUGGCGAUCAGCAGCAUUAUGCGAUGAUCAGUCGGACGCACGUAAUGCUUAGGGGCAUAUCCCACUUCUUUCCGCUUUGAAUUCGUAGAUCGGCAGGAUUUAUGCGAUGUUCAGUCGGACGCACGUAAUGCUUAACCCGGUGUUCGUUUCCGUCGUCACCCGAGUACAACGCCCGGUCAUUAUAGCUGUCUCUGGAGAGAAAGGUUAACCAAACACAGCUCUAAUGACAGGGCUUUUUAUUCCGGUCAAGACGGUAGUGCCGUCCGUCUGCAUCGUUGUCCGACCUCUUGACAUGAUGAGCUCUCCCAUGUCCUUUGGUCGUGCCAUGAAUGAUUUAUUUUCUUACUUUUUCAUGGAGCCGAAGGAAGUCCAGAUACUUGCAAGGCCACCUACAUAGCCUUAGGAGUAGUGGCGGGUGGGUAGUGAAAGCCUGAAAGGUGAAUUUGAGAGAAGGGAAAAUCAGAAAAAGAAAACGAUAAAGGGGUCGGACUUGU
Messenger RNA from Chara braunii, 2452 nucleotides. Lineage: Eukaryota; Viridiplantae; Streptophyta; Charophyceae; Charales; Characeae. The record is from the annotation of a GenBank genome assembly.